AUUCCAUCGUCGCCUUAUCACCCAAUCAAUCAAAAUGGCUUCCAAGAUGCUGCUCGUGAUUUUUGCCGUUGUCAUGGCAACUGCCUUAGUAACCGCCGAAACGUUCGACGAUCUAACGGAUGCCGAUCUGGAUGAGAUGCUGGACCUGAUGUCGAAGAGGGCUGAUUCAAACGAUGCCAACGGUGGAAUGGUGUUCGACGACGCCUAUGCUGAAAUGGCCAAACGGGGACUAGGACGUGGAAAGUUUAUCCGUUGUGUACAUCCCCUGAACGGCUUCCAAUGCGUUUGUGACAAGCGACAACGCAAGACCAGCCCCAAGUACUACAGGGUCUGCGGAUACGAGUAAGACACCAAUCGUCGAACCGAACCCAACACCCGAAUGGACCGGUAUCCAAUACACACGUCAAAGGUCAAACUUCGGAAAGAAUCAUCGCCUGACUCCAGCAGCGUAUAGUUGAACGCAAAUUAUAUUGGGUCAUUGCACUUUUUGCCAGUGAUCGGAAUGAUUCAAUCGCUAUGUUAGACAUCCAAUAGGAAUCGCUAACAUCUAAUUUUGCUUUCAAAGGGUGUUUCGUAUUUGAUUUGUUCAACUAUACGAUUUGGCCCUGUCACUUUAAUGUACAUGUGGUUUUUAGCAUUUUUUCACGUGCUAAAUGUUGACAUGCCACGUGGAUCUCAUGUGCGCUUACAUGUUAUUCGUUUAAGUAACCUGUCGAAGUAAAAGUUUUUUUUUUUGCCGUGAUACCUCUUUUGUUUCAUGAGGGUUUUUUAUAUACUUUUUAUACACCAUUUGUUUAAAUAUCAAUCUUAGAUAAUGAAGAAGAUUUUAGUUAAAGCUAAUAAGUAAUGCAUAAAUAAAUGCAAUCGGAAUUUAAAAUUGUCUACAUCUAGAAUCAUGUAGCCGUAGAAUAAUAAGAUCAAAUUAUAAAAAUAAUUACUGUUUAAUUUUUAAAUAAUCUGAAUCAAUAAAUUAGUCUACUGUAGAUGGCAUACGUAGCGUAUAUUUGUAGAAGCAUUAGAUUUUAUCAUGGACAACGCAAACAAUUUAAAUGUAUGUUCGUUUUGAUAAUCAUCGGAAUAUUCCUAUUUUGGUAACGCUGCAACUUCUAAAUAAAGAAGGUUAAAUUUAAAA
This is a messenger RNA of Strongylocentrotus purpuratus (purple sea urchin), 1132 nucleotides long. RefSeq lists its product as uncharacterized. Bases 35 to 346 code for a protein of 103 amino acids. Lineage: Eukaryota; Metazoa; Echinodermata; Echinoidea; Camarodonta; Strongylocentrotidae. The record is from RefSeq and is a predicted model, not a curated record. The transcript has 2 exons.